CUGGCCGCCGCGCGGGUCAGUGCCGGGCUCCCGCCGCCGCCGCCGUCUCCUCCUCCUCCUCCUCCCGCUGCCCGCUCUCUCGCGGGGCGCCGCCCGCCGUCAUGGGGCAGAUCGAAUGGGCCAUGUGGGCGAACGAGCAGGCUCUGGCGUCCGGCCUCAUCCUCCUGACUGGUGGUAUCGUGGCAACCGCUGGGCAGUUUAUCUGGUGGCAGUUCGGUGCCUACUCGAUUGUAGCAGGAGUGUUCAUCUGCCUGCUGGAAUAUCCCCGGGGCAAGAGGAAAAAGGGCUCCACCAUGGAGCGGUGUGGUCAGAAGUACCUGACAUCUGUGGUGAAGGCAUUUGGGCCCCUGACUAGGAACUACUACAUCCGAGCCCUCCUGCACCUGUGCUUGGCAGUGCCUGCAGGGGUUCUCCUGGCCACCAUCCUGGGCACGGCCUGUCUGGCGAUUGCAAGUGCAAUCUAUCUGUUGGCCGCUAUCCGGGGGGAAGAGUGGAAGCCCAUUGAGCAGAAGCCCAUGGAGCGACCCCAGGUGGGGACCACCAUCAAACAGCCCCCCAGCAACCCCCCACCCCGGCCCCCUGCCGAGGCCCGGAAGAAGCAGCCUGAGGAGGAAGCGGCAGGGCCCUCGGGGGGCCCCCAGGUGAACCCGGUCCCAGUGACGGAUGAGGUUGUGUAAGGAGCCCCCCAGCCCCCACUCUGGCGGGGCUCAGCUCCCUGCACCACCUGUACUCCCACAAAUGGCCAGCAGGGGGCAAAAGACGCCAAAGGCAGGUCCACUUGUGGGCUGGGCCCGGGAGCCUCCUCUUUGGCCCCGGGGCGGAGGCCGGCCUCUUUCCGGUCUGUCCACAUCCUCGCUGACAGUUUCCAGUUGCGAUACCUAUUUUGUAAUAAAUGCGCCACCACGGUAAAA
This is a messenger RNA of Antechinus flavipes (yellow-footed antechinus), 911 nucleotides long. RefSeq names its product cytochrome b-245 light chain. Lineage: Eukaryota; Metazoa; Chordata; Mammalia; Dasyuromorphia; Dasyuridae. The transcript has 6 exons. Gene Ontology annotation, molecular function: heme binding. Gene Ontology annotation, cellular component: NADPH oxidase complex. The record is from RefSeq and is a predicted model, not a curated record. Gene Ontology annotation, biological process: superoxide anion generation. Bases 102 to 677 code for a protein of 191 amino acids.